Aedes albopictus (Asian tiger mosquito) is the source of this 10236-nucleotide messenger RNA. RefSeq names its product E3 ubiquitin-protein ligase Mdm2. Gene Ontology annotation, biological process: protein ubiquitination; regulation of gene expression; negative regulation of apoptotic process. Gene Ontology annotation, molecular function: ubiquitin protein ligase activity. Bases 213 to 1775 code for a protein of 520 amino acids. The record is from RefSeq and is a predicted model, not a curated record. The transcript is spliced from 5 exons. NCBI's taxonomy places the organism in Eukaryota, Metazoa, Arthropoda, Insecta, Diptera, Culicidae.
UACGUUUUUGGGCGUUGUUACGCGUGUGUAGAGUUGGCUCAUAUUGAGAAUGAAAAAUUUCCAUAAAAUGCUGCUGUCGUGUGAUUCGCUGUGAACACUCCGAUCUACUAAAAGAAUAAGCGGUGUGUAGCAGUUAGUUAUCAAAAGUGCUCAACAAUUAUUUUCGCAAGUGAUUAGAAGCGCGGUUUUUGAGUGAUUUAACAAAAUUCAACAUGACUUCCUGUGAAUUGAAAACUAUCGGCUGGAAUACAAAGAAACGUCGCAGCUGCAGUGAAGUAGCAGAACUUACAGCACCACCCAUUUCAAAUGAGGAGAAUUUCAUUUACAUAACGUUGGCCAAGGAAAGUCCACUCCGAGUGCUAGAAUCUGAUGAAGAUUUUUAUAACAGCUUCAAUGAACAAGAAACAGACAUCUGCAAUGAUUCUAGUGACAUAUCUGAUAGCGAUACUGAUUCGCAAUGCUCAAGUAUAUCACAACCGUCAUUGGGCGAUGGACCCGUUGACACGAUAGCCACAAUGCAAGUGGUUGAAUAUGAAGUAGCAAGUGCAACAGAAUCAGAAGCGGAAUACUUGUCGGAUGCAUCCUCCAGCGGGACUGAUGAUUAUAUGCUGGCAGCGUUUGCACAAGCAGUGGCAGACAAUUCGUCCGCCACUGAAUUCGCCAUUCUGGCGGAUACCGAGGAGUCCGAUAGUCAGUCAUCGUAUGAUAGUGAUUUUGCCCCGGCAGAUUACUGGAAAUGUGUCAAAUGUAACAAUAAGCAAAACAAUCCCAUGUAUCGUUACUGUGAGAGGUGCUACCAGGUACGUAAAAGCUUAUUUCCUCCGCGCCCUAAGCAGAAACGAAAAUUACGAUCUAAAGAGGUUGUUAAGAAUGGGGAACUUUCUGAUAGCAGCACAUCGUCAUCAUCGGAAAGUUUAUUGUCGAAUGCUUCGGCAGAUAGAAUUAGGAUAGAAUCUAAUAAAUUCCAUGGGAAAAGUUCCAGGUUAAGCGGAAGAACAUCCACAGCUAGGGUAACAGAUAGCGAUAGUGAAUCCGACAUUUGCAUUGACAAAACUUUAUCGUUUCAAAAACAAUUGAGUGACACUGACAAGACCUGUUCGAAAGUGAAGCAAGAUUCUACGGAAAGUAAAACUAAAAUUACUCUAAAACGAAAGGUUUCAGAUGAUUUUAAUUCUAUUGGUCUUAAAAAACGGUGUGGCAGCGAAGAAGUUUUACCAGCCAAAAUUGAUAAAGUUCAACAAUUGCAGCUGGAUGUUUUCAAAGAUUCUGGCUUUAGUUCAUCAUCAAGCCAAGAACGUACACCAACUGAAGAAGAAAAAGGUCUUUUCGAGGAAACUUCUUCUCAGGAGACAAUAGAAUCCACUCAAGAUGACUGUCACUUAGUUGCAAAUCUUGAUAAUGCGAAUGUUCUUGAGCUAAAUGCGCCUAUACCGAAAGAUAGACAGCACUAUCCAACACUAUCGCAAGUAUCAUGCAUGUCGGCAGACUCAGUGUUAUAUUCCCGUAAAAAGGAAACAUUAUUUGAUGAUAAUAAAGCAAGCUUGUUGCGGGAAUCACAAUCGUCGGACUUAAGUACUUUUUUGAACAGUUCGGAAAACAAUCUAGGCUCAUGCAUGUUUUGCUUAUCUGAACCAAAAAACAGUGUUUUUGUUCACAGUAAUUUUGUGCAUUUGUGUUGUUGUUAUAAAUGUGCAAUGAAAGUGUGGAAACAGCGCAAGUCUUGUCCAAUUUGCAACUGCAAAGUCAAAAAUGUAAUGAAACUGUUUGUUCAUUGAAAAUGAGUGAUAUCUGGCUGUUUUCAAAAGGGAAGAGACAUGAUUACGAAGACUUUGAGAAUAGAGUCAGUUCUUAGUGGCACGUGCUCAUAACAAAAAAUCGAAUUCAAAUCACGGGCAGGGCAAAAUUACAUAAAGCUAUUACCCCACAAACUUAUGUGGUACUGUUAUUGUCAUGAAGAUCGUUUAACGUUGUCACUAGCAAAUGUCAGACAUAAAGGGUAAUGAACAAGGGAUUAAGCGAGCGAACACGACACAUCCAAGAGUCCUUUCGUGUACUUUUACAUUUAGUAUUUUUGAAUUACGAAGUGUGGCUACUAUACAGGGUGUUAGGUUGAUGAGUGCAUUUUUUUAAGGGGUGAUAGAGGACCAUAAAUGAUGAAAAAAAAAAAAAAAUGUUCUACGCAUAUGGUCAAAUCUCAACCGUAACGUAGUUAUUGAACUUUCCAUGUUUUGCUGAACUAUGCUUGCCUUAAACUGGCUAUAUUGAAAACGAUCAAACUUAUCGCAGUUUUUUAACUCUCAUUCGAAAGAUUAUUAAAUUUUGUAUUGCGCAUUUCCCACCCCACUGGACGGGAGCGGGACAUUUGGCAUAAAGUCAUUUGGCAUAAGGUCGUUUGGCAUAAGGUUACUUGGCAUAAAGACAUUUGGCAUAACGGUCAUUUGGCAUAAUGGACAUUUGGCAUAAUCGAAAUGCACCCUUCUUUAUUAUGCCAAGUAUCCAUUAUGCCAAAUGACCGUUAUGCCAAAUGUCUUUAUGCCAAGUGACCUUAUGCCAAACGGCCUUAUGCCAAAUGACAUUAUGCCAAAUGACACAGACCCCCACUGGACCCCUAUCACAGUUAGUGUAAGUGCGGGAUCGUAGAUAAAACUUAUGCAUUACAAGGUGCUUAAUAAGUGCGCAGAAGACACCGAAACGAUUUGAUGCAAUAUCGCAGUUUUAUUCACGAUCCCGCACGUAUACAAACUGCGAAAGGGGUCCAGUGGGGAAGGAAAUGCGCAAUAUCAAAUCAGAUCUUUGAACCUGUUUAUUCUGUUAAAAAGCUUUGUUUUUUAGAACAAAGAAGUUCAAAAGUAGUUACUUUGACCUGUUUUUUGUGAAUUAUCUUUGAAAAAUGCGUGUGAUAAAUUAGAAUUCUCCGUUAGGCAAAGUUGUGCUCCUUAUUUCGCUCCAUAAUACAACUGAAGCCUCGUUUUUGCGCACUGUGCCUCUCGACUCUCGAGUUGAGAUUCUCAGUUUUGAGCUUCCCGGCGGGUGGUGAGAAUUUGUUGAUUCCGGGAUUUGGAUUUUUUUUAUCUGUAUUAACGAGAUUUUUAGCCCUACACUGCAAAAUACCUAUAGGGUGCUGGUAAUCAGCAAACUUUGCUGAUUUUUUGCGUGCUGAUUGCAUUUAGCAAUACAAAUUAAUGAGUAUCAGCAAUUAUUUUUCGACUUGCUGAACCAUCCAGAAAUUUUGACAGUUGAUCAGCAACUUUGUGCUGUUGCUGAAAUUCAGCAAUUUCUUUUGCUGAUUUUUUUACGUGCCGGAAGCAUUUUUAAAAUUUUGGUGUGUAGGCUAGUUCAUCUCGGGACCUACGCUGUACUUCCCUUCCGAAGGAAGAACUCACAUUUUGUGAGUAUGUCAGGAGUGGGAUUCGAUCCCAAGUCCUCGGCGUGAUAGUCACGUGUUCUAACCCAUCCAACCAGCUCCGCUCCUCACAGGGAUUUGGAAAGAGUCGAGAGACACAGUGCGCAAAAACGAGCCUUCAGCUGCGGCUGUAAAUUUGUUAUGCAAAAUGCGACGUUUAGAUUAAAAUUGCAAGAAAACUACAAGAGCUAGAACAUUGAUUUCAAAGAACAAAAAACAUUAAAUUUUGCAACAUUUACAGCUAUAUUCGAAAUUUCAACGAUUAGUUUUUGUCAGAUAAGGUUCAAAUGAGGAUUAUACGUCAAAAUUACACAUUGAUUGCGCUUAUUUUACUGGAUUUGGUGACAAAAUGCUUAAGCUGCUCAUUAUGCCCCGCCUACCCCUAUUUCACGACGUAAAUAGUUAUUUAUGUAAUGAGUUGCAAAAAGUUGAUUUUUUCAGCACGAGUCGCUGAAAAAAUCGGGUUUUGCAACGAGUUCCAUACAAAGAUUUAUGCAAUGAUUUUUUUCAUAAUGCAACCCAUUUGAGUUGCAUAAUGUUCAUAAUGCAACUCAAAUGAGUUGCAUUAUGAACAUUAUACAACUAUUUUUCAUUAUGCAACUCAUUUCAGUUGCAUAAUUUACCAGUUCGAAAAAAAUGGCCAUUAUGAUACCAAAAUGAGUUAUAUAAAAUAUAAAUUAAGAUACUAAAUUGCAUAAAAUAUUUUCUGCGGUGAUGAUGAUUAGGUUCCUGAGUGCAAACUUUUAAAAGGGUGAUAGAAGACCAUGAAUAGUUCUACGCAUAUGGUCAAAUCUCAACCGUUACGUAGUUAUCGAACUUCCCAUGUUUUUUACUCUUAUUGCCUUAACCCUUUGGAGCCGGAGGGGUCAUAUAUGACCCCGGCGAUGAAACCGAGCAUAACAAACGUGUUCGACACCAGCGAGGUUGCGUCGACAGCCGCGAAACAAAUCGGCUCAAAAGGUUAACUGGCUAUAACUUGAAAACGGUCAAACUUAUCGCAGUUUUUUUACCCUUAUUCAAAAGAUUAUUGAAUUUUCUAUCAAAUGUUAAAUCCUUUCAACUUUCACUAUGGGAGCGCCCUUGGAUGAACCAAAUGUCAAAACCACUUUUUAUUUUCAUAGAGCUUCUAUGAAAAGAAAAAGUGAAUUUGACGUUUGGUUCAUCCUAGGUGAACCACUUCCCCUGGUCUAUCGGGUUGCGCAAAACGUUGGCAUAACUGAUCGUCCUAACAACAGUAUUUUUUUGCGAAUGAAUUUGUCAUAUAAAGAAUGACUCAGUCCAUAACGUAGCCUAUGUGCAACUUAACUUGUUUAACCCUUCAGGACGCGCGUCGUUGUAAAAUGUACAACGCUGUGAGAAACCCCGGCUGGUCGUAGGGUAUGUGUGCCAUCAGUAAUCUCACGCUCCCAUAUCCAUCCUAUUCGAAAACAAGCGAUUACGGCACCGAUUGAUUCCGUUCUUUUUAUUUUCAUGGGUGCUCACUUCUAACAAAAAAUGCAAAAAUAAGAAACAAAACAAACAGCGCUUUAAUCCUUUGUUUUUCGUAGGUUGAAAAUGGGAGCCACAUGCCUAAUAAGGGAACCAAUACCCUAUAUAGCGCGAGCGCGGUGCCGUUUCAGCUGUUUGAUGGCGCGCGUCCUUAAAGAUUAAUCGUGACUUAUUUGAAUCUUGACCUAUCUUGUCAUUACCAAAUAUGUUUAAUUGGUCGUGGCCUUUGCUAACCUUCUAUAAGGCCUGUAGUACACAAGGUCAAAUAUUUGACAAGGAAAGAACUCAAGAAACAACAUCAGUCUGACACUAGGGUAAAAGCUCCCUUAGUGGAGGUAGUAUCAAUAGUGGUGGUAGUGGCAAUUCAGUACUUUUUCUACCAAAAAGCUCUCAAAUGACAUUUUGAAUAGAUGCAUUAUACUUGAUUAAUAACACUAAUUAAGUUUUGAAUUUAGGAUUUGUCGAAAACCCUAUUUUAAACAAUUAUUUUCCUUAACCCUCUAAUACCCAAUCCCGCCUUUAGACGGGGUAUAGUUUGAGCAUUUUUGUAAUUUUUGUUUCAUAGAAAAUCAUUUUUUUAAUAUUUUUGGCUGAUAUUUAGGACUGUUUUGUAUAUCUCAAAAUAGUUUUUGGUGUAUUUUAAAGCGUAUUUACAUUUUUUAAAAAUCAUUGAAAAAUUGAUGUUUUAGUCACCUUUUAGAAGUCAUUGUUUAUUUUGUAUUGAAUCGCUACAAUUAACAUAUUUUAAAUUUUUCCCAAAUCAUUCUAUCCUUGUUUAAUAGUUUAAGGAAAUCGAAUACACUCUAAAAUUAUUUUCCUUAAAAUUACACGGAAAAUAAAAUUUUCAGUGAAAAAAUUUUUAAAUAAUAAUAUUUCAACAAUAAUCAUAAAAUCUCAAAAUGUUUUUAUCUCAAAAAAUCCGUUCCCCAAAUUGGCUUCCAGGAAAAAUAUAAAAGUGUGGGGAUGUUCAAAAAUAAAAAUUAGAAAAAUCAAAAACUAAAAUUCACGAUUUCGAGAAUUAAAAAGAAUUAUCUUCCAGAACAUGUUUAAAUCGAUUUUAGAUGACGAAAAAUGAUAUUUAGAUCAAAAUAAAAAAUUUGGGUAUUAGAGGGUUAAUUUUUUUGCUCCUUUGCACCUAUAGUGGUGGUAGUGUUCCUAUAGUGGUGGGUCCCAUAAGAAUUCAAUGGGAUGCGCCACUAUAGGAACCAAAGUUAAAUUUUACCACCAUUACAGGAACCGUGUACCAAUAGUUCACUCAGCCAAAUAACCUUAAGAUUUCCAUAAGGCCCAACUUAUGAAACAGCCUUUAAAUAAUUCAUAAUGAUUCGGAUGAAUCACGGAGACAAUUUUCGUUCGUUUGACUCAAACUCAAUUACAUAUUGAUUUCUACAAUACCCAUUGAAGAGCCCCCCGUUCCGCCGUCGAGAACAUAAACAAAACUCUCAAGUUCCAGCUGCAUCACCAAACAAGAUUUCCUCUUGCAAAAAAGGCAAGUUUCAAUGGACUACCCGCUUUGCGCGCAGCCACAGUUGAUCAGCAGGAGUAAAUCAAUUUAAUUUUGUAUGGCGAAAUGCAUCUAAACUUGAAUUACUUGAAAUACAAAGCUUUUCCCGAAAAAAUAUUUGGUAGGCUUAAUAGUGGUCACCAUUGUGCACAACCACUACCAAAUAUUUUUUCGAAUAAUGUGUUCCACUUCGAUAAAUUUGCCUUUAGAUGCUAUUCGCCAUACAAUAUUUUUGCGAUUUACUUUUAGCGAUUUUUCGCGCAUAGAAGCUAGCGCCACAUUGGUCGAUGCGGAGAGUAGGAAAACAGGCGAUGCAGGUAAUUAAUUGAAAGUGCCACGCGGGAAGUAGAUUUUUCUAGAGAAGGAAAUAAUUUUGUAAAUUUAAUUGGAAAACAAAUAUAUCCGUAGGGCCGACCUGCCACAAAAAAAAACAAAAAAAUUUACAUUUGUUUCUAACAUAACCAGUCAGAAGAUACAUGUUUGUUUCAAAAAUGGAUUGAAUUUGCUUCAAAUGUGACGUUCGACUUGCUCCAAACAGUUUUAUUUUUGUUGUCAGAACAAAUUGACAAUUUAUUUGAGUUUACCUGAAAUAUUCUUGAUUUUACCAUGCUUUUUUCUGCGUGAUUUCAUAAGGUCACUCUAUGACGUAAAAUCGUCUCACAGCUUGGCUUUUAUUCAUGUUUAGCAACAUAGUAUUCUCAAGCGUCGGUAGCCGUGUGGAUAAAACACGGGCUCGGUGAUCCCGACGUACAUGGAUCGAAUCCAGUCUGCUUCAUUUUGAGAUUUUUUGUUCUUUUCAUAAGUCUAUCUUAUGAAAUUUGUCAUAGCAAGCACGAUCAAUUUUUAUAAGGUUUUCUUAUGCCAUGCAUAAGAAUAAGUUAUAGCAAAUUUUCAUAAGGUAUUCCGAUUAAUUUCGCUAGUUUUUUUCGCUGAGUGUUGGUGCAAGCAAAAACUUAAAUAAACGAUGUUUUUUUACAUUUUUCAUAGCCAAUUUAAGUGAAAAACUACCGAUUAACGUUUUUAGACUUUUUAUUUUGUGGUAUUAUCAAUUUUAUUCAAUUAUUUUCCUACAAGGAUCUACUAAUUGCACCACUAUUGGUACAUUUACCAUAAUGAAAAUUCAAUCGAGUCAAAUAAGAUGUUUAAGCAUUGGUUUCUUUUGGACAAAUAUUUGACCCUGUGUACUAAAAGCUUAAGCCUUUGUGCAACAAUCGACCAAAUAAUGGACUACCCGCUUGGCGCACACAUACAGUUGAUCAGCAGGAGUAAAUCCAUUUUAUUUUGUAUGAUGAAAAGCAUCUAAACUUGAGUUACUUGAAAUAGAAAGCUUUUACUGAAAAAUAUUUGACAGGCUUAAUAGUGGUCACCUUUGUGCACAACCACUACCAAAUAUUUUUUCGAAUAAUGUAUUCCACUUCGAUAAAUUUGCCUUUAGAUGCUAUUCGCCAUACAAUAUUUUUGCGAUUUACUUUUAGCGAUUUUUCGCGCAUAGAAGCUAGCGCCACUUUGGUCGAUGCGGAGAGUAGGAAAAUAGCCGAUGUAGUUAAUUCAUUGGCGACGUAAUCAGCCGAUUAUACCGAUUUAUUUCCCGUUUAAGUCGAGGGAAAAGUAGAAAAGAUAUUUAAUGGGGUUGUUUAUUUCGGUUCACUUCUACUUCCCUUCCUGAAAAGGACGUCAUUUUUAUGUGAAUAUAUCGGAGAUGGGUUCCAAUCCCCUAUGAAUAACUGCACGAAUAUAUACUGGCCAAGGUUGCGAUCAUUCAUUUGCAAAGAUUUACAUUCAUUUGCUAUUAUCUCAGUUCAGAAGCAUGCUAUCGAAAAACAAUAGGGGGAUUCACUAAACAGCGUAAACUGAUUAAACUGAUUAAACGUCGCGAUCACCAAGGCAAUCUUUGAUUAUUUCAUUCGCAAAAUCGUGAAACAUUUCAAAUAAGCGGAAAAUCAUGGCUUACGCAGCAAUUUAAUCUGUUUCGUGAGUACCCCUAAUGUAUAAGUGAAUUUCACCUUGUAGUUUUAUCUGAUAGUUUGCCGAAUAACAUUGGGUUCGCAAACGUAUACCAAAGUCGUGAGUGAGCUGUGAAGGCAACUCUCCACGCGGUGAAUGUAAAUUUCAUUCACGCUGUGGAAAGUUGCCUUCAAAGCUCGCUCACGACUUUGGAAUGCGUGUGCGACCCCAAUGUUAUUCGACAAACUUUUAGAUAAAACUACAAGGUUAAAUUCAUCCAUACAUUAUUUUUCGAUAGCAUGCUUCUGAACUGAGAUAAUUAAUUACCUGCAUCGGCUGUUUUCCUACUCUCCGCAUCGACCAAUGUGGCGCUGGCUUCUAUGCGCGAAAAAUCGCUAAAAGUAAAUCGCAAAAAUAUCGUAUGACGAAUACCAUCUAAAGGCAAAUUCUUCAAAGUGGAACACAUUAUUCGAAAAAAUAUUUGGUAGUGGUUGUGCACAAUGAUGACCACUAUUAAGCCUACCAAAUAUUUUUUCGGGAAAAGCUUUGUAUUUCAAGUAAUUCAAGUUUAGAUGCAUUUCGCCAUACAAAAUUUAAUUGAUUUACUCCUGCUGAUCAACUGUGGCUGCGCGCAAAGCGGGUAGUCCAUAGCAAAUGAAUGUAAAUCUUUGCAAAUGAAUGGUUGCAACCUUGAUACUGGCCCGCUUACUCUCACACGAAAUUUGACGUUUGAGCGGUGUCGGCACGGCUCAAACGUUAAAUUUCUCGUGGGAGUAAGCAGGCCAGUAUAAAUUCGUGCAGUGGACCAUACCACCCGCGAGAUGUUGCAGUGAAUAAUAUUUAAAAGAAGUAUUAAUACACGCAAAAACGGCUACGCUCAAAAAUGUGUUCGGCAUGCACAUUUUUAGUAAACAUCCAUGCCGCACAAUGGCUGUGUUGGAAACACACACUUUUUGAAAUUGCUCGUACGCUCACAUGAGCAUGUAUUUUGCAACAAUGGACUACCCGCUUGGCGCACACCUACAGUUGAUCAGCAGGAGUAAAUCCAUUUUAUUUUGUAUGGUGAAAAGCAUCUAAACUUGAAUUACUUGAAAUACAAAGCUUUUACUGAAAAAAUAUUUGGUAGGCUUAAUAGUAGUCACCAUUGUGCACAACCACUACCAAAUAUUUUUUCGAAUAAUGUAUUCCACUUCGAUAAAUUUGCCUUUAAAUGCUAUUCGCCAUACAAUAUUUUUGCGAUUUACUUUUAGCGAUUUUUCGCGCAUAGAAGCUAGCGCCACAUUGGUCGAUGCGGAGAGUAGGAAAACAGCCGAUGUAGUUAAUUCAUUGCGAAAAUUUCGCAUUUAAUGGCAACCUCUCUGGGUUUAUAAAACACCUUCAAAUACCGAAAAACAUUGAUAUUUUGCAAAAAUGUGAGCGUACGAGCAAUUUUAUAAAAUGUGUGUUUCCAACACAGUCAUUGUGCGGCAUGGGUGUUAACCAAAAAUGAGAGUUUUUAUUUUAGAGAGUAGUCCUGUGUGUAAAUGUCAGAAGCGAUCAAACGUGCUGCCGCAGAGAUGACGUUCGUAAAUGCAAAAUAAAAAUGUUUGUCUAGUCAAAGCAAAAGCCUCAGCAUAAACAUUUGCUUUUAUGUAGAAGCUGUUCAAUGUCGACAAAAAUAAAUUAAAAUAUAUAACUUGUAAAUUUUAUUCAUCACUAUUUUGUACAGUAAUGCAGUCAAACGCAUGACGAUCUGCUUCCCAUGGAAAUGUAUAUUUUGUAAAUAAUUUUGUUAAAUUAUUAACUUAUUGAAUUUUGCCAAAAAGUGCAAUUCCCAGAUUUAUAACGAUUAAAAAAAAAUGAAGCAAAAAUUGAAGUGAGAUAAAAUUAUUAAUAAAAUUUAUUUCCAGGUAUCAAA